Molecule: messenger RNA, 2094 nt
Organism: Trypanosoma cruzi
Lineage: Eukaryota; Euglenozoa; Kinetoplastea; Trypanosomatida; Trypanosomatidae
Exons: 1
Coding region: 1-2094 (697 amino acids)
Molecular function (GO): protein binding
Source: RefSeq, a predicted model, not a curated record
AUGGAUCGCGCAUCAGCCUCGACAACCAUUACAACAGAGGCGAUCAAAAAAAUAUGCGUACAGUUGGGUUACUACCGUAACCCCAUAUGUAAUGAGAAGCUCUAUCUUCAUCAUAAAGGAUUUGAUAGUAUAGAAGAGGACGCGUUUGAUCCGUACACGGACGUUAAGGUGUUAUGGUUAGAGGGCAAUGCAUUGACUCAUAUCUCAUGUGGUAGAGACAGUAUGCCACGUCGGAAAAUAAAACCGCAAUCGGAAGUUAGUGUAGAAGAACUGGCACCGAUGUUAACUGCCAAUGCCGGCUUCUCUAAGAGUGCUCAGCUGGAAAGUUGUAAAACCAAACAUGUGGACUGUUGUGGAGAUUGGGCAUCACCACCACCACCACUACCACAGGUCAGCGUUCUUGCAGAUGAACAGCAAGUCAACGUUACCGCACAUGCCAAUAAGCCUUUCAGUGCCGCUGCUCAUGAUGAAGCUACUGCUGAUGCAGCUGCUAAUGAUGGUGGUGAUGAUCGUCACACCAUUGCGUCUCCUAUUAUUGCAGCUGAUGGAGCGGGAGGCAAUCCGGUGACGACUGUCCCACCAAUCGCCACUAACAUUGAAGAGAGCAAAGAUGUAUUUCAAUCACUUUAUCCCACACUUCGACAGUUAUUCUUACACAACAAUGCCUUGCGGGAGAUGCCAGAUCUCAGCGGCUUCCAACGAUUAGAUACCGUUAACCUUUCAAACAACUGCAUCCACUCUGUGCGAGCAAACUGUGCAACCUUCUGUGCAAGGGUGGCACACUUUGAGACGGCGCUACAGGAAAAGGCGCAAGCCCUCAUGGCGAACUCAAAGAGUAUGCAGAAUGAGGUUUGUGCGCAUGAUGCCCGAUGGAAGCGGACGAUGCAAAGGAACCAUCGACCUAGUUGUGGUGCUGAAGAGAAUAAUAAUGCCAAUGAUAAUAAAAUGAAUGAAAACAACGCGGGGCCAGAUUCCACACUGCCAGCGUCACCCUUAGAGGAGACGUCAACGACAACCAUUGUGCAAGGGGUGGAUAACGUGGAGGGGGAGGUUGUAGUGGUGGAAAGAGAAGGCGGUGCGUUGCAUUUUGACUUGGAAAUGUGGCGGCAGCGGCUCAGUGCCUACGCUGACUUUUGCCCGCAUGAGCCUUUGGAAAUUGCGGAAAACGGCAAACUUUCCGAUGACGUGCCACCCAUGUGUCGCAACCCCUGCAGCUCCAUCCGCAGCCUCAACCUCUCCGCCAACUACCUCGCCGACGCAGCCGACAUUGUGCAGCUUCUGUGCUUCAAGAACCUCACCGUGCUAGACCUCAGCAACAAUCAACUGAGCAACGGGGAGGCGGUGCUGCUUAUCAUGGAGCGGCUGCCACGGCUGCGGUCGCUGAAGUUGUCGGGCAACCCACUCGUGCGGUCUCUGCCACGGUACCGCAAGAUGGUGCUGGCGCGCUGCCCGGGUUUGCUGCAUUUAGACGAUCGCCCCGUGUUUGCAGAUGAGCGGCGACUUGUUAUGGCGUGGGCCCGCGGCGGCGACGAGGCGGAGAACAAGGAACGACUGCUUAUGAAGGAAGAGACGGAUAAACAACACAUCCGACGUCUUGAGGAGUUUCGUGCGCUGGUCAACCGUUCCCGCUACCCUGACGACAGUAACAACAACAAUAAUAAUAAUAACAACCUCGCCGCGAAUGAUACCAACGCGGCGAGUAGGACCACCUCCACACUAACUGUGGGAACGUCAACGAGAAGGGAGGAGCGGCGCAAUCAGGGAGGAACUUACUCCCCUGCGAACCUCAGCGAUGAUGUUGAUGAUGAUGAUGUGACGAGCACGGAGACGGACGAGGAAGAGCCCCACGAAGAUGUUCACAUUAACAACCGUAUAUUCCGCCACACGGGAGAAACCGCAAUUUCACAGGAUGCCAUAAUUCCCGAAUUGCGGCGUGCACAAAUUGAACGAGCGCCGUGGAACGAAUUCGAUAGGACGAGAGUGCUGAGCUCCAACAUACAGCCCCAAAGUAGAAACCAACAGCGGCUUCCUCAGUAUGUUGCGGAAGAGGAUGAAGAAGACGGCGACGUUUACAUCCCAAGAACCGCAUCUUAG